AUGUCCAAUAUUAGCGCUGAUGGACCGCAGGUCACGCAGGAGGGACUCGGCAUCAACAGGCUCUCCCCCAUAUCAUCAAAUUCGAACCAAAGUUCAUUGACUUCCUCCAACUAUGAAAAAUACCUACAGCUAGCCACUGAGAAGAACCCUUGUACUAUCCUGGAGCUCGAACUGGACGGAAAAGUGCGGUAUGCCUCGCCGCAAUGGAGGAUGCUGAUAGGGGCAGCCGGAAGCAAGUGCUCUUCCGCCACCUACAUCGCAGACCUGAUUCUCGGGUCUGAUCGAGAUAAAGCCGUCUUUAAAACGGCAACAGAAAUGCUGCUUAUGAACGACGACACCAGCUAUAUGAUAACGUUCAAUAUCGCGGCUGCCGACGGCGAGGGCAGUGCCACAACGACCCUGGAGGCCCGCGGCAUCCUGAUCAGGGAUGGCCACACGCAAUUGCCCUCCCACACCAUGUGGAUAGUUAAGCCCCGUACGAACGACUGGUCCGACUUCUACGCCAACGAAGACGCACAGGAUGACAUGAUCAUCCAGCUCUCCGACGACUGUAACGACAUCGACAUCCAGCUUCCGGAGGAGUUCGUAAAGACCCUCGGGUUUGGCGCCAAGAUCUUCAUACAAUACCUGAAAAGAAUACGGCUGGAAAUGAUCACGGACGAAUUCAACCUGCCCCUGCCCAAGAUGGAACUUUGCCGGGUCUGUGAAAAUUUCGUCCCCGUCUGGUGGCUGGAGACCCAUUCGCAAAGUUGUGUUUGCGAGCAUCGGACAGAAUCACUGAUACAACUGCUGCACGACAACCUCAUUGAACAGUUGGCCAUCCUGACCAAUUUCAGCAAAGAUUCCGAAUAUAAGGGCACGCAGGUCCAAGUACGCUCCAGUAACUUUCUGAACCAGGUCUUGGACUCCCUGAGGGAACUUUGCCAGGAUUCUAUAGACAUAAACCCCAGCGAAAUGGUCCCAGAUCUCUACCACAGUGUCUCAUCAUUCUCCCAAGAUAACAACAACGCUUUACUGGAACAAUUUCCUGUCCAAAAGGACACAGUUAGUUUGAAUUCAUACUUUCAGUUCUCACCAAGAACGAAUCACAAUAUUCAAAAUGUCACGUCAUGGCAAUCCAGGUUUUUUCUCAAUGAUGAUCAAGACCCAGGUCUAGCACUUUUGAUUCACGAUACUUUGGACCUGGCACGGAAAAAAGUGGAUGCCGUUUUGAGGUUGGACAACGCAAUGACCUAUUCUCUAAAGAUCAAAAACGAGGUUAACAAUUACGUCGUCCAGUUGAUUCGCGAACAAAUUGAAAUCAACAAGCACGCCGCUUUAGCUCACUCAAUAAAUAUAAGGUCCUCGUCACUCUUUCAUUCUCCUCUCCCUCCCACACAGGCUCAACAACCGGAACCGGAAACAGAAACUCUAAUAUAUUCUUCCUCCACUCCCAUACAGGCCCCACACAAUCGAGUCACGUCUUUUGAUACAUCCUACAAAUCACAUUUGGAUCUUAUACCUUUCCCCUCGGCAGCCACCAGAAUAGGCUCUAGCGACGACAUUAGACAGUCUUCCCCACCGCCCCCCACGUACACCGAUACCGUUAUGAAAUUGCCCAAACCUCAAAGGAAAACCAAUUCUGGCGGGCUGUUCUCCGAUGCCUACUUGAAUGCCGACAUCAUACCGAACCCAAAUAUCGAAUCCGCGAUAUCCUUUGAUAAGGAUCGUAACGCCAACGCCAACAGCAGCGGAGCUAGUAGCAGGAAGCCACACAAUGCAGAUGACACAGCAGAGUCUCGAAAAAUUAACGUUGACAGACCAUCCUCUUCCUCCUCUUCGAGACUAGGAAUAAGAUCGAGAUCCAUAACGCCAAGGCAAAAAAUGGAAUACUCGCAUGUAAAUAACGACGACCGCACGAAUGAAUUUUUUGUAAGAGACAAAGACUCUCUUCAGUCUCACCCCUCCACAGAUACCACUGUAACAUCAUCUGCUCAAACAAACACAACAGGCAUCAAAUCCAACGGUAAUAGUUCUGCAAACUCAGUAUUGCCCAAACUAAUGACAAGUAUUUCGUUGACUCCAAGACGGGGUUCGCCAUUAUUCGGAAAUUUAACGAGCCAUUCUAUGCAACAAACAAACAGUUUCAAAUUAAUUCAAGAGAAAUCGCCAAUAUCUUCCCCAUUCACAUUCUCUAAGGAUUUUUUAACCCCAGAACAGCAUCCCUCCAAUCUUGCUAGAACAGAUAGCAUCAACAACACAAUGCUAACUUCACCAAAUAUGCCAUUAUCACCACUUUUAUUGGCAACAAACCAAACCGUCAAAUCACCGACACCAAGCAUUAGGGAUUAUGACAUUUUGAAGCCAAUCAGUAAAGGUGCUUACGGUAGUGUUUAUUUAGCACGCAAAAAACUUACAGGUGAUUAUUUUGCUAUAAAGGUUCUAAGGAAAUCUGAUAUGAUUGCCAAAAACCAAGUAACAAAUGUCAAAUCUGAAAGAGCCAUCAUGAUGGUACAAAGUGACAAGCCGUACGUUGCCAGACUAUUUGCUAGUUUCCAAAAUAAAGAUAACUUAUUUUUGGUGAUGGAAUAUUUACCUGGUGGGGAUUUAGCUACCUUGAUCAAGAUGAUGGGAUACUUGCCCGAUCAAUGGGCCAAACAAUACUUGACCGAAAUUGUUGUUGGUGUGGAUGACAUGCACAGAAAUGGAAUCAUUCAUCAUGAUUUGAAACCUGAAAAUCUGUUAAUUGAUAAUGCAGGUCAUGUAAAAUUAACAGAUUUUGGUUUAUCGAGAGCUGGUUUAAUCCGGCGUCACAAGUUUAUCCCGCAUAAGUCGUCCCUYAGCAUUAGUUCGAAUUUACCAAUUGAUCACCAAGCAAGCAGUUUUACUAUGAAUGCUAACAAUAGCAACCAUUCACAAUUAUCCACCCCGGAUAGUUUCUCGUCUGAUCACAAAUCAAACAACAGAAGCAAGAAGUCAUCAUUAGGCCAACAACACGAUCCCUCUGAACAUUCAAGUAAUUCCAAUUCCCACUCAAUGACACCAACACCCAGUUCAAACACUAUUGUUUAUCCUUCUUACUACAGAGGGAAGGACAAAUCUCACGGAAGUUCAAAUCUUGAUCUUCCUGCGUCUUUAAGAAGAAGCGAAUCUCAAUUGUCAUUCUCUCUGCUUGACAUUUCACGUUCUAGUACCCCUCCUUUACCAAGUCUUCAAAAUUCGAAUACUAACAAUAUCAUGAGAAGAAAAUCACUGAAUGAGAACAAAUUCCUCUCUAAUGAUUUAUUAUCUCUAGAUGCAACCACAACCACUAAUGCUAAUACCAAUUCGAAUAAUAACACCUCUAUGUCACCAUCGCCUUCAGAUUUGGCCUUGUUCUAUCCUGAUGACACUAAACAGAAUAAAAAAUUUUUCGGGACUCCAGAUUAUUUGGCACCCGAGACCAUUGAAGGUAGAGGAGAAGAUAAUAAGCAAUGUGACUGGUGGUCGGUUGGUUGUAUUUUUUUUGAAUUGCUUCUAGGCUAUCCUCCGUUUCAUGCAGAAACGCCAGAUGCUGUUUUUAAAAAAAUCCUAUCAGGAGUUAUUCAAUGGCCAGAAUUCAAAAGUCAAGAAGAAGAAGAAGAAUUUUUAACACCAGAAGCAAAAGACCUGAUCCAGAAGUUACUAGUUGUUGAUCCUUCCAAAAGACUAGGCGUUAAUGGGAUACAAGAAAUCAAAGAUCAGCCUUAUUUCAAAAACGUAGAUUGGGAUCACAUUUACGAUGAAGAAGCCUCUUUUGUCCCUACUAUAGAUAAUCCAGAAGAUACAGAUUAUUUUGACCUGAGAGGCGCCGAGCUGCAAGAUUUUGGGGAUGAUAUUGAUAGUGAUAAUGGAAACAUUAUUUACAAUAGAAGUAGUAACAACACCGAUGUCUCCGAUCUAUCUUCGGCCAACCUCUCGCUGCCAUUGAAUCAUAAGAAUAUGUUAUCCCGGAGACUAUCGAUGAGUAAUACCACUAAUAGAAGCACAAACAAUUCCAAUAGUAGUGUUCAUGAUUUUAGUACACAUACCCCAGUUAAUAAAUUGAGUAUUGCUUCUGUAUUGGAAUCAGUACCGCAAGAAGCUGGAUAUCUCACACCGAGUGGAACAGGUACGACUACAGUUAGUGCCAAAAAUUCCCCCAAUCUGAAGAACUUAUCGUUGGCCAUACCGCCACAUAUGAGGGACCGCAGAUCGAGCAAGUUGAAUGAUUCACAAACAGAGUUUGGGUCUUUCAAUUUCAGAAAUCUGUCUGCUUUAGACAAAGCCAAUAAAGAUGCCAUUAAUAGGCUGAAAAGUGAACAUUUUUCUGAACAACCUGGAGUGCAUAGGCGAACUUCUUCUGCGUCUUUGAUGGGAUCGUUUUCGGAUGGUUCCGUAUCAACCGUAGGGAGUAUUGCUUCGAAUAACACACCAAGUAGUAAAAUGAAAGUACACAAACCCACAAUAUCGGGUUCUCCUUCAACAUUUAGCUCUUUCCCCAAAACUUUUUUGAGAUCAGAUUCAUUUUCUACCAGAUCAUAUUCUCCUGAACGAAGCAUUAGUAUUGAUUCAUCAACGUUGUCGAGGAAGGGGAGUAUAAUUGGAGAUGGUCAACAAGCAACUGCAAGUAGUUCGGAUUCGCCUACGAUGACUAAAUUCAAAUCGCCAUUAUCUCCCGCUAACAGUACGAUACCAAAUUCAUAUAUUUCAAGGCAGCGAGUUCUAUCAAAAAGUUUUUCACAACGAACUAAUUCCAGUGAUUUGUCUGCAGAGGAAAGUGAUAGAUUACAAGCUAUUUCAAGAGUCAAUUCUUUAAGACACAGAAGGCGUAGUGGCCGUAAAAGCUCCAGUACUUCCGAGAUUGGAUAUCAUAUGGAUGUUCUUGUCUGUGAACCUAUUCCGAUCCAUAGGUACCGUGUUGCUAAAGACCUAGAAAAUCUGGGUUGUACUGUCGUUAGCGUUGGUGCUGGUGAUGAACUAGUUAGUAGAGCCACCAGCGGUGUAAGUUUUGAUUUAAUUAUGACAGCCUUAAAACUCCCAAAGCUUGGUGCAAUCGACAUUGUUCAACUGCUUAAGCAAACAAAUGGUGUUAAUUCGACGACACCAAUUGUGUCCAUUACAAAUUACUUUCAAGAAGCAAUAGCUAGUAAAGCUUUCGAUGAUGUUUUAGAAAAACCAGUAAAUCUUGAUGAAUUGAAAAGAUUAGUUGCCAAGUAUGCAUUGAAAAAAUCGCAAGAGGAUGAAGAGCAUACAAUUCUGAGUGAUUCAGAUGAGAUGCAUUUAUAA
Messenger RNA from Saccharomyces eubayanus, 5265 nucleotides. RefSeq names its product protein kinase RIM15 (gene RIM15). Gene Ontology annotation, cellular component: nucleus; cytoplasm. Gene Ontology annotation, molecular function: ATP binding; protein serine/threonine kinase activity. Gene Ontology annotation, biological process: phosphorelay signal transduction system; peptidyl-serine phosphorylation. Bases 1 to 5265 code for a protein of 1754 amino acids. The record is from RefSeq and is a predicted model, not a curated record. Lineage: Eukaryota; Fungi; Ascomycota; Saccharomycetes; Saccharomycetales; Saccharomycetaceae. The transcript has a single exon.